UGAGUCAACAAGCUCAUUUAGACUUGAAGAAUAUCAAUGUGAAGAUAGAAGAUGCAGACCAAGCAAUUAUUGUUUUGUGCUUAUUGCCUGACUCUUAUGACAACUUUGUUGAAACUCAUCUUCAUAGGAUCAACUCUCUAUGGAAGAUGUCAAGGCAACCCUAAAUUCAAGAGAAUUGAAGAAGAAGGAGUUCGGAGACAAGAGUGGUGAUCAAGCAACAGGAUUGGUCAUAAAAGGUACACAAAAUAAUAGAACUUUCAACAAGCGAGGAAAGUCUCAAUCCAAAUCACGAGCCAAGCAUGCUCGAUGUUACGAGUGCAAUGAGAUGGGACAUUUCAAAAAAAAUUGUCCCAAGCUCAAGGAGAAGAAAGAUGAAAAAUCCAGUGAUGCCAACAUUACCAGUUGCAGUGAUAAUUUAGAUGAUGGAGAUUGUAUUCUAUCUGUUUCUACAAACCCCUCCGGUGAGGAAUGGAUUUUAAAUUCAGGUUGCUCAUUCCAUGUAUGCCCACGACGUGACUGGUUUGAAACAUAUAAACUAGCCACUAGCACGAUGGCUCUUGGUGAUGAUACAAUGUUGCCUAUUGUUGGAAUUGGCAACAUCCGGAUCAAGAUGUAUGAUGGGAUGGUUAGAACAUUCGAGGUUCGCCAUGUGCCGGAUUUGAAGAAAAAUCUCAUUUCCAUGAGUGAGCUUGACUUCAAGGGCUGUCGAUACUCCUGUGAAAGUGGAGUUCUUAAAGUCUCUAAAGGAGCUCUUGUAAUAUUGAAGGGGAAGAAAGUUGGUGGUCUUUAUCACUUACAAGGAAGCACAGUCAAUGGCACAUGUGCUGUGUCAACUUCAAGUAGUCUAGAUAAAGAUGUAACUCGGUUAUGGCAUAUGCGGCUUGGGCAUAUGAGUGAAAGAGGGAUGAUGGAGCUUAGUUGCAGUUUGGCAAAGGAGUUCAUCAAACUCAAGACACAGUUGAUUACAUUCACUCAGACUUGUGGGGUCCCUCGCCUGUUGCAUCAAAAGGGUAGUGAAGUGCAUAUUUCUAGGGUACGCUUCCAGGAUAAAGGCUAUAGACUGUGGUGUGUUGAGAAGUCAACUCGGUUCUUCAUGAGCAGAGAUGUAACCUUUGAUAAGUCAGCUAUGCUCCAAAAAGCAAAAGAGGAGUCAACAAUUGCAAAGCCAAACCAUGGAGUUAGCAAGCAACUGGAGUUUGAAGCAACAACUCCAAAAAAGGCAGUGCGAGAUGACAACAUUGUCCAAGAGAAUCUAGAUGUGGUGCAAGAUCCAGAGCUAACAAAUACUCCAUUGGAGGUGGAGACACCUGAACAAACACAACAGCAGAGAAAAGAAGGAAUCCCAAAGGUAGAGACACCCAGAUUCAAGGCCAGAUUGGUUGCGAAGGGUUUCACACAACGAGAGGGUAUUGAUUUCCAUGAGGUAUUCUCUCCUGUGGUGAAACAUAGCUCUAUCCGUGUUUUACUUGCCAUGCCAGAAGGAUUCAUAGUUUCAGGAAAAGAAGAUCAUGUUUGUUUACUCCAUAAAUCCUCAUGUGGAUUGAAACAAUUGCCUCGGCAGUGGUACAAACAAUUUGACAACUUCAUGGUUAAGAUUAGAUUCACUCGGAGCAACUAUGAUAGUUGUGUCUAUCAUAAAAAGCUUGGAGAUGGUUCUUGGGUUUACUCGCUGUUGUAUGUUGAUGACAUGCUUAUUGCUGCCAAAAGCAUGUUAAUCAUUGAUAAUUUGAAAAAGCAGCUUAGUGGUGAGUUUGAGACGAAAGACUUGGGUGCAGCUAACAAGAUCUUAGGAAUGGAGAUUCACAGGGACCGCAAGCGAGGUAAGUUGUUUCUCUCUCAAAAGAAGUACAUUGAAAAAGUACUUGAGCGGCUUAGCUUACAUGAAGCUAAGGCUAUGACUACUCCUUUGGGAGCACAUUUUAAGCUUUCAUCAAAUUUGUCACCAGAAACGAAGGAAGAGAAGAAGUUUAUGGCGCAUGUUCCUUCUGCGAGUGCUGUUGGGAGCUUAAUGUAUGCUAUGGUAUGUACUCGUCCUGAUAUUUCACAUGUAGUCAAUGUGGUUAGUCGGUAUAUGGCUAAUCCAGGUAAAGGACAUUGGGAAGCUAUGAAAUGGAUCCUCUGGUAUUUACGAGGCACGGUAGAUGUUGGACUAGUCUAUGAUCGGAGUGUUGAUCCAAGUGGAAAUGUAGUCAGAUUCGUCAACUCUGAUUUUACCGGUGAUUUGGACAAAAGGAGAUCAACUACAAGAUAUGUCUUUACUCUCUCAGGAUGUGCCAUUAGUUGGAAAGCUACAUUGCAAUCAACAGUAGCCUUGUCAACAACUAAGGCGGAGUACAUGGCAAUUACUGAGGCAGUAAAUGAAGCAUUAUGGCUGAAGGGUUUGGUCAAUUAUCUCGAGGUAGAACAAAAUGAGAUGAUGGUGUUUUGUGAUAGUCAAAGUGCCAUGUACCACAAGAGAACCAAACAUAUUCAAUUUCGGUAUCACUUUGUCCGGGAGGUUAUAUCCAAUGGAGAUGUGCUUGUUGAAAAGAUAUCAACUAACGAGAAUCUUGCAGAUAUGAUGAUAAAGCUGAUAAGUGGAAUCAAGUUCAAGCAUUGCUUGGACUUGAUUAGUGUCCAAAGUGCUUAAUGCCCAUCAGGGCGUAUUGGCACCAAGGGAAUGAAGCUAUUGGUCCUGA
This is a messenger RNA of Rubroshorea leprosula, 2678 nucleotides long. Lineage: Eukaryota; Viridiplantae; Streptophyta; Magnoliopsida; Malvales; Dipterocarpaceae. The record is from the annotation of a GenBank genome assembly.